UGCACGUGUCAACGAAUUGCGUGUGUGUGUGUACGUGUGUGUGUGUGUCUUCUUCAGAAACUGUCAGAACUCAUGCCUCAUGCUAUAUUAUUACAAAACAGCUUAAAAGAGAUUUUCCUCAAUAUAUUCUUCAAGAAUGUUUCCAUACCUUCUUGUGGGCAUGCUUUUGGCGUCAUACUACUGCAGCAAAGAAGACAAGCCAGUUGCAGGUGCAGAGGUCAUCAUUCAAUCCGGUUCAGAUGAGUUUUUUGAGGGGAGGACACUGGAGCUGCAGUGUACUCUUACAGCUGGAACUCAUGUUUCUUACAAGUGGCUAGUAAAUGGUCAGCCUUUCUCACAAUCACAACUCCACUAUGUUACAAAUAACCAGCUUUUCAUCUACAGAACCACCUCUGCCGACAGCGGCUCAUACAUGUGUGUUGCUACAAACCACUAUGACACAAGAGUCUUCACAUCAAACAGCUCAGAAGUGGAAAUCACAGUCAAAGACAUGGUGUCGAACCCUGACAUUUCCUUCAAGGUGCUAAAGGAGGAUUCCUACAACUAUUUUGCUGUGGUCACCUGCCAGUCCACCAGGGGGACACUGCCCAUCACCUUUUCCCUCUACAACAGGACAGAAUUGGCUUUCAGUAUGACAGUUAAUGAGACAAAAGCAUCCUUCAAGGUUCCAUUGGUUUUGAGCAGACACUUAGGAUGCCUCCGGUGCCAAGCCAAUAAUGGCAAUGAGGAUGCGUUCAGUCAGUGGUUGCCCUUACAAGUUGUAAGUGUUAGUGGGCCAGUGAUGAUGCACUAUGACUAUGACAUUGGAAAAAACUAUGCUGUAAUUGGCCUGAGAUUCUACUGCAAGGCGACGAAGGGAUCUCAUCCACGGUACCAGUGGUUCCUCAACCAAACUCUUCUCCAAGGUCGAGGAAGCUUUUACUACACGGUCAAUCAGCCACCAGACCAGUCCAUCCUCCUGCUGUCUGUAGGGAGGAGCAGUGCAGGGACGUACCAUUGUGAAGUGUCUGACAUCUUUGACAACACCACUGCCAUCAGCAGCAAAAAACAAUAUAUAGACGAAAAGGUGGUCAAUCGUCUCCCUGUUUCUGUGGUGGCUGUUGUUUUUGGAUGCUUCACUUUCUUGGUUCUCCUGGUCUCUGCCUGUUGUUUCGAUGGAGUGUUUAGGACAAGAAAGAGUGGAGAAAAUUCCCUUGUGAGCCAGGAGAUGGAGACAUUUGCUGCAGACGAGGAUGAGCUGGAAAUUUCAGAGUAUCACGAGGAUGAUGAUGUGGUGAGGUCAGCCAGAUGUGAUGAAUUAGAUUGGAGACUGUCUCCGAAUGAAGAUAGUUCAGCACUGCUACUCUCCCUAGCAGUGGCCUCCCUGUAAACAUGACUGCAAGAAGAAAGUGCCGAAUUCUCAAUGAGGUGGGAAGUUUGCAGAAGAGCACCUGGAUAUUCCAUGGCGCCACUGGCAAAGUUGAAACUAAAGUUGAGUUGUUUGGAAGGAACGCAACACUAUGUGCAGAGGGGGGAAAAGGCACCGCACACCAACAUCAAAACGUCAUCCGAACUUUAUUACCUAGGAAUGGUCCAAAAUUCCUCCUGACCAUUGUGCAGGUCUAAUCUGCAACUACAGAAAACGUUUGGUUAUGGUUAUUGCUGCCAAAUGAAGCUCAAUCAGUUAUUAAAUUGAAAGGCUCACAUAUU
This is a messenger RNA of Phycodurus eques (leafy seadragon), 1689 nucleotides long. RefSeq names its product platelet endothelial cell adhesion molecule. Lineage: Eukaryota; Metazoa; Chordata; Actinopteri; Syngnathiformes; Syngnathidae. The coding region runs from base 137 to 1369 and encodes 410 amino acids. The record is from RefSeq and is a predicted model, not a curated record. The transcript is spliced from 12 exons.